AGCGGGUGUGUGUGCGCGCGUAUGUAUAUGUAUAUGCAGAGUGUAGUGCGCAUGCGCAGGCUUACUGCAAGAGAAUGGGAAAGCGUAUGGAGGAGUUUUCAUUUCGGCUGGAUGUGAGUGUGUGAGUCUGUGUGUCUGUGUCUGUGAGAGUUGUGGGGAUUGGUGUAAGGCUGGCAUUUUAUUGAGGAGUGUGUGUGUGUGUGUUUGAGGCAGAGAGAGCUGGAGUGUGUGUGAGAGAAAGAGAGCUAGUGUGUGUGUGUGUGUGUGUGUGUGUGUGUGUGUGUGUGUGUGAUAGAGAGAGAGAGAGAGAGAGAGAGAGCUAUAGUGUGUGAGUGAAUGAGAGAGAAAAAGAGCUAGUGUGUGUGUUUCUGUGUGUGAGAGAUAGAUAGAACAAGAGGUUAUGAGAGAGAGCUACAGUGAGUGAGUGAGUGUGUGAGUGUGUGUGUGUGUUAGAGAGAGAGAGCUUGUGUGUGUGUGUGUGUGUGUGUGUGUGUGUGUGUGUGUGUGUGUGAGAGAGAUGAUUUGUGCUCGUGCUGGCCUGUAGUUGGAGUAUAUCCUCUAAUACACACAAGGACUUUUAAUCAUGUCUACAAAUAAAGUGAAGAAAGUGAAGAUGGCCACCAAAUCCUGCCCGGAAUGUGACCAACAGAUUCCUGUAGCGUGUAAGUCCUGCCCGUGUGGCUACGUCUUCAUCAGCCGGAAGCUUCUGAACGCUAAGCUGAGCGAAAGAUCUCCUCCUGGUUUCGAUAAACUGGAGGCGAAGAGAAGACGAACGGAAAGAAUAAGGAAGGAGAAGAUCAAUUUAACCCCCACUAAUGAUAUGGAAAACAGGAGGCGGUCCCGCACCAACAGCCAGUCCGAUCCCAUCCGGAGAGGGCGUGGCAGGCCGAAGACUGUGGGUCUGAAGAAGCAGGAGGAGGAGAAAGAAAAACAGGAAAAGGAAAUCGACAUCUAUGCCAACCUGUCAGACGAGAAGGCCUUCGUGUUCUCCGUGGCCUUGGCUGAGAUCAACCGCAAGAUCCUGGGCCAGAGGCUCAUCCUGUAGACUCAUCCAGGAUGAGCAAGACAAAGAGGGAGGGGCUAAAGUGAAUGAUUGAUUGACUGGCGAGGAAUUGGGAUUAGACGGAAUAGGACUGUAUGGGAAUCCUGCUACAUGGACCUAUAGAUGACCCUUUCUUUCUUUCGAGUUGGAGAAAGCAGGAGAGUUGGAGAAGGGGCACUAGGACCCUGGGGUUCCAGGGACCCUGGACUGCUUUGGCUUAACAAUGGAAGAACCCUAUUGGACGGGAUGGUGCUAUGGAUGAGAAAGGACAUGAAUAUUUGAUUCUGGACAGUUUAGGAAUCUUAUUUAUCAUCAAAUCAGAGUGAAAUUUUAUGGAAUGUAUUAAAUGAUAGGUGUUUUUUUUUUUUUUUUUUUCUUUUAAACAAAUUAUUUGUGGUUCGUCAUGAGCAGCCUGAUGCCAGUCACGCAACAAUCUCCAAAGACUUGAAGAGUAAACAUUUGUCACAGCAACAAAGUGUCCUGAACUAGGCCUGUCACGAUAAUCGAGAUAGAUCGUUCUCUCAUCCAAAAUACAGUGCUAUUCUAACCUGGAAUUUACCUCGGCAGUGCUAUUCUAAUUACAGAUUUACACCAGCAGUGGUAUUUUAGUCAGAAAUGUACCUUAGCAGUGCUGGUUUAGUCAAAUAUUUACCUUAUCAGUGCUGUUUUAGUUACACAAAUAUUAGGUAAACAAAUUGUUUGUGGUUCAUCAUAAGCGGCCUGAUGCCAGUCACGCAACGAUCUAAAAAGACUUCUCUCAAAAGACUUAAUGAGUAAACAUUUUCCACAGCAACUAAGUGUCCAGAACUAGGCCUGUUACGAUAAUCCUGAUUUAUCGUUUACUCAUCAAAAAUACAGUGCUGUUCUAAUCAGGAAUUUACCUCAGCAGUGCUAUUUUUAAUUAUACAUUUUUAACAUCAGCUGUGGUAUUUUAGCCAGAAAUUUACCUCAGCAUUGCUAUUCUAAUCAUAAAUUUACAUGAGCAGUGGUGUUUUAGUCAGAAAUGUACCUUAGCAGUGCUGGUUUAGUCAAAUAUUUAUCUCAUUAGUGCUGUUUUUUUUUAUCUAAAUAUUUUAUCUCAGCAGACCCACAAACAAUUUUUUUUUUGUUCGUCAUGUGCGGCCUGAUGCCAGUCCCGCAGCAAUCUCAAAAGACUUUAAGGGUAACAUUUUCCACAGCAAUAAAGAAGUGUCCUGAACUAGGCCUGUCACAAUAAUCACAAUAUGCCACUCACUCCUCUAAAAUACAGUGCUAUUUUAAUCAGGAUUUUACCUCAGCAGUGCUAUUCUAAUCACACAUUUGCCUAAGCAGGACUAUUUUAGCCAGAAAUUUACCUCUGCAGGGCUAUUUUUAAUUAUAAAUUUACACCAGCAGUGGUGUUUUAGUCAAAUGUACCUUAGCAGUGCUGGUUUAGUCAAAUAUUUAUCUCAUCAGUGCUGUUUUUUUAUCUAAAUAUUUUAUCUCAGCAGACCCACAAACAAUUUUUUUUUUGUUCGUCAUGUGCGGCCUGAUGCCAGUCCCGCAGCAAUCUCAAAAGACUUUAAGGGUAACAUUUUCCACAGCAACAAAGAAGUUUCCUGAACUAGGCCUGUCACAAUAAUCACAAUAUAUCAUUCACUCAUCUAAAAUACAGCGCUAUUCUAAUCAGGAAUUUAGCAGUGCUAUUCUGAUCACACAUUUGUCUAAGCGGGACUAUUUUAGCCAGAAAUUUACCUCAGCAGUGCUGUUGUAAUUAUAAAUUUACAUCAGAAGUGGUAUUUUAGUCAGAAAUGUACCUUAGCAGGGUUUGUUUAGUCAAAUAUUUACCUCACCAGUGAUGUUUUAGUUAAGUAUUUAUCUCAGCAGACCCACAAACAAAUUGUUUGUAAAAGUCAAAAUACUUGAAGAGUAAACAUUUUCCACAGCAACAAAGUGUCCUGAACUAGGCCUGUCACGAUAAUCACAAUAUAUCGAUCAUUCAUCUAAAAUACAGUGCUAUUCUAAUCAGGAAUUUACCUCAGCAGUGCUACUCCAAUCACACAUUUGCCUAAGUAGGACUAUUUUAGCCAGAAUUUUAACCCAGUAGUGCUAUUCUAAUUAUAAAUUUACAUCAACAGUGGUGUUUUAGUCAGAAAUGUACCUUAGCAGUGCAAAUCGUUUGUGGGUCAUCAUAAGUGGCCUGAUGCCAGUCACGCAACAAUUUUAAAAGGCUUUUCGCAAAAACUUGAAGUGUAAACAUUUUCCACAGCAACAAAGUGUCCUGAACUGGCCCUGUCACGAUAAUCACGAUAUAUCGGUGUCUUAUCCAAAAUACAGUGCUAUUCUAAUAAGGAAUUUACCUCAGCAGUGCUGUUGUAAUAAUAACUUUACAUCAGCAGUGGUGUUUUAGUCAGAAAUGUACCUUAGCAGGGCUGGUUUAAUCAAAUAUUUACCUUAUCAGUGCUGUUUUAGUUAAGUAUUUUUCUCAGCAGAACCACAAACUAAUUAUAUAGUUUACUUUCAUCUAAAAUACAGUUGCACAAUUGCUUUACUAUCAAAACGGAAGGUUCAAAGUUACCAGGGGCAAUAAAUCAUUACCGGCAGCAGUAUGUGGACAAGGAUUGUCCUGUUGGAAUAGCGCACCGGAGCGUGCAUUCAGAAAAGUACAGACACUGGUUGCAAGACUUUAUUAAAGCAACAUUAUGUUGUAAAAGUUCCUGUAAUUAAUGUAAUUAAUGAAUUUGCUUUCAGGAUGUUGAACGUGUGAAAACAAGCUGUGGAUCUUUGCUCUGACCACAGUUUCUCCACAUAUAGACAUUGGUUUUCUUCACCAAGACAAAAGCAGAAAUGCAGAGUGUCAUCUUCAGUGACCUGAAGUCCUGCUUUUGGCACUUCCUCCUGGGUGCAACUAUUUAUUUUUUGAUGAUGAGUUUUCAAUACACAGCUCUGGAAAAAUUAAGAGAGCACUUCAGUUUCUGAAUCAGUUUCUCUGAUUUUGCUAUUUAUAGGUUUAUGUUUGAAUAAAAUUAACAUUGUUGUUUUAUUUUAUAAACUGCAAACAUGUUUUAUAUUUUAAAAUUUUUUUUUUCUGACUGAAAUACCAAAAAAAAAGAGCUUUCAGGCCUCAAAUAAUGCAAAGAAAGCAAGUUCAUAUUCAUAAAGUUUUAAGAGUUCAGAAAUCAAUAUUUGGUGGAAUAACCCUGGUUUUAAAUUAUAGUUUUCAUGAAUCUUGGCAUCAUGUUCUCCUCCACCCGUCUUACACACUGCUUUUGGAUAACUUUAUGCUGCUUUACUCCUGGUGCACACAUUUAAGCAGUUCAGUUUGGUUUGAUGGUUUGUGAUCAUCCAUCUUCCUCUUGAUUAUAUUCCAGAGGUUUUCAAUUUGGUAAAAUCAAAGAAACUCAUCAUUUUUAAGUGGCCUCUUAUUUUUUAUUUUUAUUUUUCCAGAGCUCUUUAUGGACAUUUGUGCAGACCUUGAUAUUACAUAUUAGUGUUUUUGGACACAUAGAACCCAUUAAAGUGAAUGGGCCAGUAGGUCAACUUUUGUUUAAAAACAGUGGUUGUAUUUUAUUUAAGUUUUAUUUUUUUUUAAACAAAUUAUAUUCCAGUUUUAAAGUCUGAAUAUUCUAAAUAAUUAAAUGCUGUUAAAAGCAUAAAAUUGCAUUUUUGCGCUGAUAAUAAGUUCUGGCACAAUAAAUCAAUAGAUCAUUCUAAUAAAAAAAAAUACACAAGUUAUUGUGACAGGCCUAUUGUGAACAAACUCCUGAACUGUAUUUGCUUUAAAGCAAUUGUUGUUGUUUUUAUUGUUUUAGCUUAUAAUAUUACUGUUAUUAAGUGCAGAAAAGGCUGCUUCCGACACUUAUAGAGACCAUAUGGACAGUGUUUGUUUUUUAAAGUUAAAGUACCCAUAGUAUCAUCACAGGAAGACCCCGUUCACACCUAGCAUUAAUAUGCAUCCCAGUUGGUCCAAUCACAAAUGCUGAAUUGCCUAAAUGAAUAGCCAUUCACACUUGGAAUUUUAAAUGCAUCUCCUGUGAGCGUCCAUGAUCUGAAUUUUGAUUUAAAUCAUUUCCACUGGAGAAGGAAGGGGGGAGGUUUGGGUAAGGCCCAAUCCCAUUUCAACCCUUGGCCCUACCACUUACCCCCUACCCCUUGUUUUUGAGUUUAACCCUUCCCUUUGAAACAUAGUUAGAAGGGAAAGGAGUGAAAUCAUCCACCCUAAGAAUUGGGACAACCAUUAAAGCCCCCCAUACGUUAUCAGGAGCGCUAAAGUUCAGUAACCUAACUGCUGCUGCUGCUGCUGCUGUUAACUAGUUAACUUUAGGGCGUAUUUUAUCGUAUUGGUCUUCAGAAAGGGGGGAGAUGAUGACAUAUUAAUGUAUAAAUUAAUUAUUAUUGUCUAUUCUCUAAUUGCUCUAUGAUUUGGAGCUGAAAUUAACUUUAAUUAGCUUUUAUUUUAAUUAAUUUCUUAACUAGUUUCUGUUUCGCCUUAAAUACUGCAGCUCCUGACAUUUGCUACGCCAUUUAAGGUGGAAAGGGAAAGUUAGCUAGCUUAGCUAGCUACUGAGACAAACUAUUAGCUAUCUUUUUUUUUUUUUUUAAUGCUUGUUAUGAAGAAUUCAGCCAUAGAACAUUGAAACUACACCCUAAUCUCAGGUAAUAUAGAGCUAAUCAACACUUUUUACAAGGAAAAUACUUUUACAUUUGUGUAUUUCUUUGGUCACUUGUUCUACUAUCUUAACAGUAAUUCUCAUUCCGCUUGAUUUGAAGUGUGCAUCUGAAAUUUUGUUAGCUAGUAAGCCCCAUCCUUUCCCCCUAAACUACCCCUCCAGCCUUAUGAGAAUCGGGGGUAAGGGGUAGGGCCAAGUGGUGAAAUGGAAUUGGGCCUUCCAGUUUUCUGUAGACGGAGUCCUUGGUUCAAAUCCAGGGGAGGCAGCUUGUUUGGAGUGUGUUCCAGACACUUGUAUCACCUUUUAUGCGUUAGCUUGUUCUUGCAGCGCAGUAGUAUUGAAGCUCAGGUACCCCGAGCGGACGGUGGACGGUGUGGUAUCACAGUUUCAGUUAUUAAGUGUGAACAGAUGUGAAUUGGAUACAGUGCGUCUGUAGGACCCAUCGUAAUCCUCAUCAUUAUUAUUACUGUAGUGUGAAAUCCAAAGUCUAAGUGUCUCAAUGCAUACUUAACAGCAAAGCUCCGCCCACAUUAACUGUGGCACAUGCUUAGGCCUGUCAGGAUAACUACAUUAUUGACUUAUCAUACAAUAAGUGGACAUGACCUCAAUAUAUUUUAUAAUCACAAUACUGUCUAUUCUGUUUAUUUGUAUGUUUUUUUUUGUUUGUUUGUUUUUUAACAGUAUUUAUUUUAGACAAUCAUGCAAUACCACACCAAUGCUCCAAAAACAGCAUCUCCAUAAACACAGUGUGGAAUUCUGCAGUAGGUGAAGAGAAAAAUAUAUAAAAAAAUAUAUAUAAGAAAAAUAUAUUUCCCAAACCAUUUUUUUUCCCCAAAAAAUUGUUUUUAAAAGGGUAAAAUUGCUUUGUCAUGUUCUUCUAUUGUCAUUAUAUCAGUGGAAUUUAAUGGUUAUAAAAUAACAAUAAUAUACUUUAUCGCAAUAAUUUCUGGGAUUAUAUAUUUCAGACACAAAAAUUCAUAUUGGGACAGGCCUACCCAUGCUGGAACAUAUGUCAUAACCAAAAGUGAAAUACCACACCAUUAGAGCUGCAACGAUUAGUCGAUAUAAUCGGCAAUGUCAAAUUUCUAAACUUCAAAAGUGCCCAAACACAACUGAUUACAUAUUUAUUCACUAAAUAUCAGUACUUUCCACAUUUAAACAUUUCUAGACAUCUAGACAUUAAAAUGCCUUUUAAAUCUAAUGUUUUUAGCUAUUUUUAUCAUUUUUAAAGAUGGUGAACAUGAUUGAAAUAAUCGUUGACUAAUCGAACAAAGAAAUAUAAUAAUAAUAAUCAGAUUAAUCGACUACCAAAAUAAUUAUUUGUUGCAGCCCUACACACCAUCCACCGUCCACACAGGUUAGCUCAGCUCCAUACGCUACAAUAAGAGGCUAUUGGAUAAAGGUGAUACGCUUAGCUUUAGAUGCCUCAUUUACAUGCCUGUAUUUGAACCAAGGACUUUAAGACUUUAAUGAAAAUAACUGGCCCCGCCUCCAGCAAAAAAAAUGCUGUGAUCAGAAAUUCGAUCACAAUUAAAAGCCUCACAGGAGAUUCUCAAAUAGUUACAUUUUUUUUUUUUUUUGCAUUUUGCCAAUCGUUUGUUAUCAGAUAACCUGGGAUGUAUGUUAAUGCCAGGUGUGAACGGGGCUAUUUGUGUUCACACUACAAAUAAUAAUGUGGUUUCAAACAUUGUGAAUGUGUUCUAAGUGAUCAGAUUACGAUGUAUAUCCUCAAGACACUUUUCUGUAUCCCGUUCACACCUGUACUUUAUGUGCUCACCACUAGUGAUCAGAUCAUAGAGGAUGCAUUCUAAUGCCAGGUGUGAUUGGACAGUAGCCAGAGAGUAUAUUUAACCUAAUUGAAAACCUCUGGAAUAUAAUCAAGAGGAAGAUGGAUGAUCACAAGCCAUCAAACCAAACUGAACUGCUUGAAUUUUUGCACCAGGAGUAAAGCAGCAUAAAGUUAUCCAAAAGCAGUGUGUAAGACUGGUGGAGGAGAACAUGAUGCCAAGAUGCAUGAAAACUGUGAUUAAAAACCAGGGUUAUUCCACCAUUUUUUUUCCAGAGCUGUAUAUCUGCCGAUGCCAGUCUGAUAUACACAUUUAUUACUUGUGCAGACAAACUGCACACCCCCAUAUUAUAAAAAAAUUAAAAUUAAAUUAGCUUAAAAUUAAAAUUAAAUUAGCUUAAUUCUAUGUGUUUUAAAAUAGAGUAAAUAAACCUGCGAUGAUGCAUAUUGGUUGUGAAAUUCUGUGAAACUGACACCAAUAAAUGAAUAAUUUAUAUAUUAUUUUAUGCUGAGUAUCGUACAGAAUUGUGGUGCGAAAUAUCAAAUAACACAAAAUCUCAGUAUUGUGAUAUCAUCGGUAUAUAUAUAUAUAUAUAUAUAUAUAUAUAUAUAUAUAUACUGUAUUGUGGGCAGUUUAUAGUGAUACAGCUCUCUCUUUCUCUGAUUUUGCUAUUUAUAGAUAUAUAGAUGUAUCAGACCUUAAAUAAUGCAAAGAAAACAAGUUCAUAUUCAUAAAGUUUUAGGAGUUUUAGAAAUCAAUAUUUGGUGGAAUAAUCCUGGUUUUUAAUCACAGUUUUCAUGCAUCUUGGCAUCAUGUUCUCCUCCACCAGUCUUACACACUGCUUUUGGAUAAUUUUAUGCUGCUUUACUCCUGGUGCAAAAAUUUAAGCAGUUCAGUUUGGUUUGAUGGCUAGUGAUCAUCCAUCUUCCUCUUGAUUAUAUUCCAGAGGUUUUCAAUUUGGUGAAUUUGAAGAAACUCAUAAUUUUUAAGUGGUCUCUUAUUUUUUUUUUCCAUAUUCCCACCACUAUUUGUGUACACAAAUUCAGUCUGAUCACUUUUUUUUUUUUUUAAAUAACAGUGUGGACAGUCAUCUCUGCCAGUUGAGUGUUCUUUCUAGUCUUCUAGUUUUUGCCCUAAAUAUGUAUUCAGGACUGUUCCUGGCUCUUCCCAGGACACGGGUCGGGCUUGCUCUUGGGCCUAAUUGCAUCAACCCUGGUGAUCAAUCAUUGAAAAUCCGAUUUGACGUAAUCUGUGUGCAGAAUCCGGCCCUCAGGCCGUUUCUUGGAACAGGCGCUAUUUCUUGUUUACCAAAAAGAGCCGUUCCUCUGUGCAGAGCUGUGCAGAGCUGUGGUCUGGCGUAUCAGACGGUUGUUACUGUAUCUGUUGCUUCAGGCUCUUUGUUCGCUGAUCUGUGUUGCUUAUUAUUUGAAGUGUCAGUGAGCUGUUCUUCUGCAGAAUUAACUCCAGCGUCUUUAAUCUAAAGAGUAGCAGUUGAUGGAGGAGGAGGAGGAGCUCUGGAACUCCUGCUGCUCAGUGCUUAUUUAUUACAGCUCCAGCACCAUAAUUGAACAGCAUAUUUUAGUUUUAUAUUUGUUCCGCUUCUUUGAUUUGUUCUGCAGAUGGUAAAAGUGUAUGUGUGUUAAUCACACUGUUCAUGAGUACUGUAUACUGUAUAUUGUAUAUUGUAUAUUAAACAUCAAAGGAAAAGCAA
Molecule: messenger RNA, 9168 nt
Organism: Astyanax mexicanus (Mexican tetra)
Lineage: Eukaryota; Metazoa; Chordata; Actinopteri; Characiformes; Acestrorhamphidae
Gene: hdip1
Product: chromosome 23 C16orf87 homolog
Exons: 4
Coding region: 584-1045 (153 amino acids)
Source: RefSeq, a predicted model, not a curated record